This is a messenger RNA of Strongylus vulgaris, 345 nucleotides long. NCBI's taxonomy places the organism in Eukaryota, Metazoa, Nematoda, Chromadorea, Rhabditida, Strongylidae. The record is from the annotation of a GenBank genome assembly.
AUGUGUAGAAGUGAGCAAUUUAGCCGCAAGUUGGAAGAAACAACAAAAAGUCUCAAGAAGAUGGCUAACGAAUUAGAAGUCGAAAAACAAAAAACUGACGAGCUUCUUUGUGAAUUGAUGCCAGCCUCUAUCGCUGAUGCCCUCCGACAAGGAAGAAUGGUGGAAGCAAGUGACUUCGCCGACUGCACGCUACUUUUCACGGAUAUUGUGACUUUCACAAAUAUUUGCGCCAAAUGUACUCCUUACGAUGUGGUUACACUGCUCAAUGACUUGUAUUUGAGAUUCGAUCGAUUGAUUGGACUUCAUGACGUAUAUAAAGUGGAAACUAUUGGCGAUGCGUAUAUG